UUAAAUUUUGAAAUCAGUAAAGCUGUAACAUUAGAAAUGGACUGGGAAACGUCUAUUAAACGAAGAGAUCUUUUUAAUUUUAUACGUUUAAUAAGAUAUUGCGCUAACAUGUGUUCGUUUCAUUUGGAACGCCGCUUCCCUGACAACCUGUAUGAUCUGGGCGUCUUGCUGGAUUUAAUAUUAGAAGUUUUUCUCAAUUUUGUCGUUAUCCAUAUUGUGAUUUUGUACAUGUGCACAAUUUAUUUGAAUUACCACAAUGACGACUUGGAAUUAUUGGUCAGUAGUUUGAUGCAAACAAUUAUUUAUUUAUGGACAAUCAUUGUGAAAUUGUACUUUCGUCGCUUGCGACCAAAAAGGCUGGAGGAUUUAAUUGAUUUUAUAAAUUUAAAGUACAAAACACGUUCUGCCAUUGGAUUUACGUACGUGACUAUGGACGAUAGUUGGCUUAUGUCGGUUAAAUGGACUAAAUGGUAUGCCUAUAGUUGUUUAAUUGGCACCACAUUUUGGCUUAUUUUGCCCAUUGCUUCUGGCGAUCGUAGUCUGCCCUUAGCCUGUUGGUAUCCAUUCGAUUAUAAGCAACCAUUCAUUUAUGAAAUCAUGUAUUUUCUUCAAUCUGUCGGCCAAAUGCAGGCGGCAGCUGCUUAUUCUACCUCGAAUGGAUUUUAUAUGACCGUGUGCAUAUUAAUAUCUGGACAAUAUGAUGUUUUAUUUUGCAGUCUAAAGAAUAUUUUAGCAACUGUUGCUAUAAAUAGAAGACACAAAAUUGAAUUGAGGGAACUCUACGAACUACAAAAAUUUAAUGCACCCGAAAUCAAUGAAUUCUAUUGUUCCAAGGAAAUAACCUGCAAUAUCGAUAUUCUAAUUCGCAAUACAAAAAAUGGAAAACAUCAAGAUUUCCGCUGUCACUUUCGUAAUGCUCUCAAGAAAUGUGUUGAUCAUCAUUGCUACAUUGUGAAGUGUUUAAAUAAAAUGGAAGCUUUCUUCAGUCCAAUAUGGUUUUUCAAAACGGCAGAAAUGAUAUCCCUAUUGUGUUUGUUGGCAUUUGCAUCAGUUAAAACCACCAAUGUUAAUUCAUCUUUAAUGAAGAUUAUACCGUUGGUACAGUAUUUACUGUUGGUCGCCUGGGAACUAUUGAUUAUUUGCUAUUUCGGUGAGGUAGUUUUCAUUAAUAGUCAACGCUGUGGCGAGGCUCUCCUCAGAAGUCCUUGGUACAUUCAUAUGCGUGAAAUGAAAUAUGAUGUUCUAUUAUUUCUACUCAAUUCGAAGAGGUCAUUUCAAUUGACAGCUGGGAAAAUGUAUGCCUUAAAUGUUGAAUGCUUCAAAAGUGUUAUUAAAACAGCAUUCUCCUUACUGACAUUGUUGCAGAAUAUGGAUAAACGUUAAUAAUAAAGAGCACACAGAGAAAUUCGG
Messenger RNA from Calliphora vicina (urban bluebottle blowfly), 1410 nucleotides. RefSeq names its product odorant receptor 83a-like. The transcript is spliced from 6 exons. Gene Ontology annotation, cellular component: plasma membrane. Gene Ontology annotation, biological process: sensory perception of smell; detection of chemical stimulus involved in sensory perception of smell. The record is from RefSeq and is a predicted model, not a curated record. Lineage: Eukaryota; Metazoa; Arthropoda; Insecta; Diptera; Calliphoridae. Bases 37 to 1383 code for a protein of 448 amino acids. Gene Ontology annotation, molecular function: odorant binding; olfactory receptor activity.